This is a messenger RNA of Polyodon spathula (Mississippi paddlefish), 5362 nucleotides long. It is a transcript of the gene recql4, whose product is annotated as RecQ helicase-like 4. Bases 525 to 4868 code for a protein of 1447 amino acids. Lineage: Eukaryota; Metazoa; Chordata; Actinopteri; Acipenseriformes; Polyodontidae. Gene Ontology annotation, biological process: DNA replication; telomere maintenance; double-strand break repair via homologous recombination. The record is from RefSeq and is a predicted model, not a curated record. Gene Ontology annotation, cellular component: cytoplasm; nucleus; chromosome. The transcript has 25 exons. Gene Ontology annotation, molecular function: 3'-5' DNA helicase activity; ATP binding; four-way junction helicase activity.
CGACUGUCCACAUGGUUCCUAGCAGGCAUUAACUAACAUCCGGUGUUACAGGACGUGCCGUCCGAGUUGAGAUUGGCAGGUGCCUGUAUCAAUCAGAAUGCACAAGCACUGCUCUGUAUCAAUUGCAGGGCCUUCUGGGAAAUUCAGGGGGUUUGAGUGCCUGGACAGUGCCAGACAGCAGCAAACUCGUUUAAACACAACUCCAGGCAUACCGUCUUCCUUGGCUUUCUCUGCAUUACUAUCCCCUGGCACUCUUUUAAUGUCACUCUGUUAUUAGUUAUUAGGCAGAGGGUGUAAAAUGGGCGUGGUUGUGUCGUUGGUUGUAAGCGAUUCGCGGAGCGGGAUGACGAUUUCACCAAGCGAAGUGUCCGAUUGGCUAAAUGAAUCCGUUUGGCUGCUUGCAAGUCAUUUCUUGGGCGCGCAAAAACGAUUGUGUAGCAACACACAACACAUAACACUCAUCAGUCAUCAUGUAAUGGUGGAGACGUGUAGAACGAAAAAAAUUUACACUUUCUAACUCUGAGAUGGAUCGUUACAAUAACCUGAAAGUCCUGUUGAAGAGCUGGGAGUCAUCCUUUAUUCAAGAACACAAGAGAAAACCAAACAAGGAUGAUGUAGAUAAAGCACCAGGAGAGAUUAGAGAACUUUACAAAGAAUACAGAGCUGUGAAACGAGCAAGAGAAAGUGAGAAUACAGAGAGCAGAGACCAUGCAAAUUCAGGGCCCACGGGCCAAGCCCAGCACCCAGAGCCCCACGCAGCAGGAAAGGCUUCUGAUUGCUGGGGCUCACAUCUGAACCGGGCAAACGUGGCAACAACGCCGAAACUGACCCCGAAAGAAAAGGACUCUCUGAAGACUUCAGCACAGUACUUUGGAAUGAAGUUAAAAUCUAACCUGGGAGCAUUCAGCAAGGACCGCCCAACAUCUUUAAGGAAAUCUUUCACACCAAAGAGAACUCCACUAAAGUCAUUUAAUGAGAACCCAGACCCCAUGGAUAAGGCAGACCUAGUUCUUCCCAUGCCAAAACCAGCUAACACUAUGCCCAACCCAACCCCUGUGCCAGCCUUGGAUCUGGAGGAAAAGGAAGAACCAUUUCCCACAAUUCAAGGCUUCACUCCAUCCAGGAUCACGCCGUCCCCAGCCGGUGCACCAAAGGGCCUUGGGAGCAGAGUCCAAUGCUUACAGCCUUCCAUGACAAAGAGGUUGCUGUCGGUGGACCCAAGCUGGCUGGAGCGUUGCCAGGUGUUUGGAGACGUGGCGGUUCAGGAGAAGCCUGUGGUAGGAAACUUGGCAACACCGGCUCCACCACUGAAGGAAAGUGAUUGGGACUUUGAAGAUGAUGAAUCAGAGUACUUGCCAGUCAGCGUGACUAAGAAAGAACAAGAACCUCAAAAGCCUCUAAAGCUUCAGGAGACUGAAGAGAGUAAAAAUUAUGUCCCCUUUGUUCCAAAAGAGGUGACGAAAGCAAGCAGAAAGAGACCAAGGGUGGCAGAUUCUGAGGGAGAGAAAUGUUUGGAAACGCCAGGUGCGGCCAAAAAGAAGAGAAGGACUAAGAAAGAGUCUCUCUCCACAGCACGCAAGAUAUCUGAGAGCGAUGCAUCUGAUAAGGACGAAGGAGCCAGGGCGGAAACAGAAAAGGAGAAAGCAAAGGUACCCACUGAGAAUCUUCUGGGAGAAGUGGAAUACGAAGAGGUUAGAGUCAGCAGGGCAGAGGUUCGGAACAGUGCUGUGUCAAGAACAGCACCAAAGAGAGAUGGAAACUUUGUGAAAAUUAAUCUAAAGAAGAAAUCGCAUGUGAAAGGCUAUGCUCUGAGAGGGGCGGCCCUUCGCAAACAGAUGUACGUGCAGAAGUUUCAGCUUAAGGGUGAGCGAUUUGGAGGAGGAGGAGGAGGAGGAGGAAGGCGGGGCAGUUUUAAUCGGGGUGGCGAUAGCUGUUUCAAAUGUGGAGGCACUGGGCACUGGGCCAGGGACUGCAAGGGCAGAGCUCCAGCGCCUGCUUUGGAGAAGGUUGUCGACGAGGAAGAAGCUGCUGAAGAGCAGUUUGAGUUGCCCACUCUAGAGGAAGUGGCUCGCUCCACAAGCACCCUGCGCAGUGAUCCAAUAGUCCCCUCCAGCUUCAGUCAGGAGGAGAAGUCUGAGAUGAAGGAGGAGGAUCAUGUGUUCAUGAAUGUGAUCAGGCCAGAUUAUGAAAAGCCUACCCCUCCUCCAGCCAUGGAACCACUCUACAGCCUUAGGGAGGACGGCAAGGUUAUCGAUACCCCUGCUGAGGUUUACGAGGCUCUGGCAGACUUUGGCUACAAGUCCUUCAGACCUGGUCAGGAAGUGGCCCUCAUGAGAAUCCUCUCAGGUCUGUCCACUCUGGUGGUCCUCUCCACUGGAAUGGGGAAAUCUCUCUGCUACCAGCUGCCAGCCUACUUGUAUGCCAAGAGGUCAAAAAGCAUUGCCUUGGUUGUGUCUCCUCUAGUGUCUCUGAUGGACGAUCAGGUUUCUGGACUCCCUCCCAAAGUGAAGGCUAUUUGUAUUCAUUCCAACAUGUCAAAGAACCAAAGAGAGGCUGCUAUUGAAAAGGUGAAGGAAGGCAAUGUCCAUGUGCUGCUGCUGUCUCCAGAGGCCCUGGUUGGAGGAGGGCAUGCUGGGCCGGGCUGCCUGCCCCCUGCUGACCAGCUCCCUCCAGUGUCCUUCGCAUGCAUUGAUGAGGCUCACUGUGUGUCGGAGUGGUCCCACAACUUCCGACCCUGCUACCUGAGGCUAUGCAAGGUUCUCAGAGACCGGCUGGGGGUGCGCUGCCUGCUGGGCUUGACAGCCACCGCCACUCUGGCCACAGCCCGUGACAUUGCCCGUCACCUGGAGAUCAGGGAUGAGGAUGGGAUAGCCGUCCGCUCUGCUGCCAUCCCACCCAACCUGCAGCUUUCUGUGUCCAUGGACAGAGACCGGGAUCAGGCCCUCGUGUGUCUGCUGAAGGGGGACCGGUUUGGCUCCCUGGACUCAGUCAUUGUGUACUGCACUCGGCGGGAGGAGACGAGCCGAAUCUCAGCCCUGCUCCGGACCUGCUUGCAGGGGGUGCUGUUGAAAGAGUCCUCGGAGCCGCUGGGAGAAGGAGAGGACACACAUGGGAAACGAAAGAAGGCACUUGCUAAAAAGAAGAUCCGGAAGCCGUUGAAGUGGAUGGCUGAGUCAUACCAUGCCGGCAUGACGGGGGCUCAACGCCGGAGAGUUCAGAACAACUUCAUGUGCGGGGAGCUGCGUAUCGUCGUGGCGACAGUGGCCUUCGGGAUGGGCUUGGAUAAGUCUGAUGUCCGGGGGAUCAUCCACUACAACAUGCCCAAGAGCUUCGAGAGCUAUGUGCAGGAGAUCGGCAGGGCUGGCAGAGAUGGGAAGUCAGCACACUGUCACCUGUUUCUCGAUCCUGAUGGAGGAGAUCUGAGUGAGCUUCGCAGGCACAUAUAUGCAGAUACAGUGGAUUUUUACACUGUCAAGAAGCUGGUCCAGAAGGCAUUCCCUCCUUGCAUGUGUCGGCAGAUUCAUCAGAAGCAACAGAACUUAAUGAGGGCUGGGGAGGUGGAUGAUGCAGAGAUGUUUGAUCUCCUUGACCCUUCCAAUGAGCCAUCAGCUAACCAGCAGGAGCAGGGGGGGGAACCGGAGAAGGGGGUGAAGAAGGGGCCUGAGCAGGGGGCAGAGCAAGGGCCCGAGCAGGGGGUGGAUCAGGGGCCCGAGCAGGAGCCGGGGGCGGAGCAGGGGCCGGAGCAGGGGGUGGAUCAGGGGCCCGAGCAGGAGCAGGGGGUGGAUCAAGGGCCCGAGCAGGAACAAGGGCUGGAGCCAGAGCAGGGGCCCGAGCAGGAGGCAGAGCUGGAAAAGGAGGAGGAAGAGUCAGAGGUGCCAAUGGCCGAUGAAAGCAAUAAAGCACCCAGAGUAUGCCACACACAUGAACGAGCGAUUUCUAUCCAGGAAACUGUAGAUUCUCUUGAUAUCACAGAGGAAGGUAUAGAGACCAUCCUGUGCUACUUGGAGCUGCACCCCCAGCAGUGGGUGGAGAUGCUGCACCCCACCCUCUCCACCUGUCGGCUGGUCUGUUACAGUGGUCCCCAGCAGCUCGGGAUGAUCGCUAAGAUGUGCCCCCCAGUCGCGGUCACUCUGGCUCGUCAGCGCAUGGCUGGGGUGAAGCACACCCACACCAGCUCACUGGAGUUUGAUGUGGUGGAGCUAUCAGACUCCAUGGGCUGGGAGCUGCUCCUUGUCAAGAGAGGACUGAGGCAGCUCCAGUGGAACACACAAAGAGGUCCCGUGGGCUUCAAGGGGACAGGCAGGAGUGGUGUCCUGGUGGAGUUCUCAAACCUUUCCUUCCACUUCCGUUCCUAUGGAGACCUGACUCACCAGGAGCUGGAUGGUGUGUGUCAGUUCCUGCACCAGAGGGUGCUGGCCCAGGAGAAGACUCAGCUUUACCAGCUUCUAGCCUGCUUCAAGGCUUUCCGCAGUGUCGCAUAUCGCAACUGCAGUUCCUGCACAGAUGAGCUGGAUGUGGAAAGGAGUCUCAAGCUCAAAGCUUUGCUGAAAGACUAUUUUGAUAAGAAGGUCGACCUGGACCUGAGCAAAAAGUACCAGGAGUAUCUAGAGGAGGAGGAAGCGCUCAGCAAGUUCAAGAUAAAAGACUGGGAGGACCAGAUCCGAGCAGAUGUCAGAAGUUUCCUUUCCACCCACGUGGAUGAGAAGUUCUCUGGAAGAGCAAUAGCCAGAAUAUUCCAUGGAAUUGGAAGCCCUUGUUACCCAGCAGUGACGUAUGGAAGGGACAGAAGAUACUGGAGGAAAUAUAUCAAUUUUGAUUUCAAUGAAAUAAUCAGAAUGGCGACUCAAGAAAUAAUUGGAACAAAGUAAAACUAUGAAGGUUCUGGAAAUCUGUAAAACAAGCAUUUACUACACUGAUGUAAUUGUGCUUCGCUGUAGUUACAUUUCCUGAAAGUGCCUGUUACUUUGAUUUUCUGUUCAAGAACUUAUUAUGUAUGUUAACGCCUGGGCAUACUGUUUCCGGAGUGUAGUGGGAAGCAAUGAAAAGUGUAAUUGUUAUUCAAGUGAUCUAUUUCACCAUUUGUGCCAUUUUGCACAGUAGUGGUUAAGUGUGGGUUUUCUUUUCAAUGACCCGGCAGAUCGAUCUAAACACAACAGGAUCCACUGGAGGAGAUGUUGCUCUUAAAGCCAAAGAGGGUUAACAUCUCAGAAUUCCUCAUUUCAACACCAAGGGUCUUGCAUGUGUAGUCUUCUAUGUGUAUUUCCUUUGUCUUAUUUGUAACUAAAUGUGUACUUUGUAAUUGUGUUUAAGUAUCGCUUACCUAUUGUGGAUUUGUAAAAGAAAGCUUUUAAAUAUAUUUUGC